AUGAUCAGGACCAAGCCCUCUGAGAUCGCCUUGACUGCAGCAGAUAUAGAGCAGGCUCUCAGUCGUGCAAGCAAAAGGCGUGCUGUUGAUACGAAUAAGGUCGAUAAAGUGCCGCCUCGUCGACCAGCACAGACCAGUGGUCCAAAAUCCAGACAAGGACCGCAGCGCUCCCGAAACGACGCCAUCACAACAGCAAAUCUUUCCGAGUUGCGAUGGCAGUACGCUACCCCUUCGUCUGCAGAGUUCUCUGAUGACUCUAGCGCGUUGACAGCACGCCUGGCACAAGUCGACUUAAGUACUUGCUCACCGAUACAUCAUGCUUCGUCUCCUACUCUACUUUCAUCGAGUGCCGGAACCAAGAGAGGAAUCCCAGCUAUCAAAAAGAUCUGUGAUCUCACCGAGGCGGUCGAGUCGGGCUUUUCCGGGCGUGGUGUUGGUGCAUCACAAGAGACUGGGAUCGGACCAAAAGAAUAUAACGGUACUUGUGACAACCACACGCCUGACUCUGAUUAUGACGACCAAAAUGGCCUUGCGGCUGCGCAGUCUACUUCGUGUGCCAAAUGGAAACGCUCUAGUCUGUCUAAUGCUUCGGUGUCAUUGCACGAUUUUCCGGAAUUGCCCUUCAUUCGCUCCUCUCUGCCUCGUCCCGGAGCACUCACUUGUGAAGACGAAAAGCUCUCGACCAACAUUGUGACAACUGCGAGCUACUCGGAUGAAACUUACCCUGUACAAAUCUUGGGGCCCAUACCCGUGCCAGAGUCUGCUAUGGAGGCUGCAAUAUACAACAUGUUGUCGCCACUGGACAUGGUAGAGCAAAGAGCGAGCUUAGCAAUGUCUAGAGCACCAUCUUUAUUGGAGUCUACUUUCGGAUCAUCACCAUUCAACAGUCUACCUCGACGUCGCCCACCUCGCUCUGGACUUGCCCGUGCACACGUAGGAAGAAGCGCAUCCGCGACAGAGUUUUCUGGAACAGCGUGUCAUGUUACUUACAGUCCACCAAGUGAUGCCGCUGCAUCUCAAUUUGGCAGCAGUCCUCACCCGCUGCUCGGACAGUCCUCUCCGACAUUGGCCAUAGCCAACAUGUCGCUCACUGAGAACCCACGAAUGGCUUCGACUUCCCGAGAGUAUAGUCCUGUAGGAGCCCAGAUGAAUGACGUCAACUCGAUCACAGGUUUCAUUCAUGAUUUUCACGAGCAGGAUAGGCAUCUCAUUAACGGCCAGAACACCCGAUAUGAGUGUCCUAGUCGCAAAGGGCCAGCUGCUAUAAGGCUGGGCGCAAAUGAGCCCAGACGACCUCACGGACGCCAAAGGUGUGGCUCUCUGCAGAGCGAGUCACACUUCAAUUCAGGCCAGGCUGGCCGCGCUUAUAAGUCUUCUCCACCGAGUCGCUCCUUCAAUAGCUCGUCACCUCCGGUAGAUAUUCCGAAUUUCCGCUGGACUCCACCCCGCGAGCGAACACGCCGCUACCAUCGUCGCCCUGCGCCAGCCAUAAGACCUCAAGGACCACAUACACGUCCUGAGACGGUCGGGACUCAAAGAUCCCGGGUACUUUCGAGAUGGCAGGAAGAACAGGAAAACUCCUUCGAGGCAGACGAACGAGCCAUGAUAUCUGAGCUUAGGGCCCGUGAGCAGCGACAAAGAGCUGAAGGACAAAUGGACGAAACCCCACCAUCUCUGGGUAGAUUCAUGAGACAUGCGCAGUAG
This is a messenger RNA of Pseudovirgaria hyperparasitica, 1704 nucleotides long. RefSeq lists its product as uncharacterized. NCBI's taxonomy places the organism in Eukaryota, Fungi, Ascomycota, Dothideomycetes, Acrospermales, Acrospermaceae. The record is from RefSeq and is a predicted model, not a curated record. The transcript is spliced from 3 exons. The coding region runs from base 1 to 1704 and encodes 567 amino acids.